AUGGUCCAGCCAUCCGAGGCAGACACGUCUGUCGGCUGCUCUUCUCCCUUUUCGUGUUUUACUGCGUUCACGGGCUCGUUCGGGUUUGGUUGCCGUCUCCUCUACUGGCCAAAUGCUGUACCGUCCCCACGCCUCCAUUUCAUCAUGCCCACGGCACUCCCAUUUCCGUCGUCGCCUCCUCACCCCCCACAGUCAACCUUGAUGCCUGAGGCUUUGGAGCUACAUUUUGUUCGAGCGAAACGGCCUGUUGCCUUUGAGAUGCGCCAAUUAAUGUCCUCUUUCGGUGUUGGGGGGACACAGUUUGUUUUAUUGUCCCACCGACUCACAGCCCUUAUACAGCCGCCACUCGUCUCGCUUCAACUGGUUCCGCCGACCACCCCAUCACCUUCUCGUCAAGUCGUCACUUUUGCCCACUUUUGCCCACUUUCGGCCACUCCUCUCCUCCUCCGAUACGGUCACUCGCUCACCCUCUCGUUUAUAUCUACCUCGCUACCUCUGACAUCCUUUGCGGCACUUCUCUCUCCUUCUGUGAGGGAAGGAUCAUCCGGUUUGCUUUUCAAAGAGUUCUCGCAUCAAACAGGUUGGUCCACUUGA
Messenger RNA from Protopolystoma xenopodis, 594 nucleotides. The record is from the annotation of a GenBank genome assembly. NCBI's taxonomy places the organism in Eukaryota, Metazoa, Platyhelminthes, Monogenea, Polystomatidea, Polystomatidae.